Molecule: messenger RNA, 663 nt
Organism: Salvelinus sp. IW2-2015
Lineage: Eukaryota; Metazoa; Chordata; Actinopteri; Salmoniformes; Salmonidae
Product: small ribosomal subunit protein eS8
Biological process (GO): translation; maturation of SSU-rRNA from tricistronic rRNA transcript (SSU-rRNA, 5.8S rRNA, LSU-rRNA)
Cellular component (GO): cytosolic small ribosomal subunit; ribosome
Molecular function (GO): structural constituent of ribosome
Source: RefSeq, a predicted model, not a curated record
AGCUCUUUCUAUCCGGCGCCUGAGAAUGGGUAUCUCUAGGGACAACUGGCAUAAACGCCGCAAGACCGGCGGCAAACGCAAACCCUACCACAAGAAGAGGAAGUAUGAACUGGGUCGUCCCCCUGCAAACACCAAGAUCGGACCUCGCCGUAUUCACACGGUGAGGACCCGCGGUGGCACCAAGAAGUACCGUGCUCUGAGGGUCGAUGUGGGUAACUUCUCAUGGGGCUCUGAGUGCAGCACUCGUAAGACCAGGAUCAUUGAUGUGGUGUUCCAUGCCUCCAAUAACGAGUUGGUGAGAACCAAGACCUUGGUGAAGCACUGCAUCGUUCUCGUCGACAGCCUGCCUUACAGGCAGUGGUAUGAGGCCCACUUCGCCACUCCUCUGGGACGCAAGAAGGGAGCCAAGCUGACUCUCGAGGAGGAAGAGGUGAUUAACAAGAAGAGGUCAAAGAAGAUCCAGAAGAAGUUUGACGAGUGUAAGAAGAACUGCAAGAUCAGCCCUCUCCUGGAAGAACAGUUCAUCCACCCGGCCAGUGCGGCAGGGUGGAUGGCUACGUGUUGGAGGGCAAGGAGCUGGAAUUCUACCUGAGGAAGAUCAAAGCCAAGAAGGGCAAAUAGAUCAGCUGUUUGAUACCAUGUCAAUAAAAACACAAAAGUCCC